This is a messenger RNA of Varroa destructor (honeybee mite), 2584 nucleotides long. RefSeq lists its product as uncharacterized. The record is from RefSeq and is a predicted model, not a curated record. NCBI's taxonomy places the organism in Eukaryota, Metazoa, Arthropoda, Arachnida, Mesostigmata, Varroidae.
AUCCAGUGUGACCGCAACGAUAGACGCAUGGUCAUUCAAGAGUUUGUGCCGUCACAGUCCUGACAAUUGCAUCUAGCUGUCAGUUAGCUGCAGGAAUCACGGCCAGCGCAACCAUGACGGCUGAAACUUUUGCUUGCAGUACAACGCUUACGAGCAAAUCGAGUCACGGCUCAAGUAAAAACAACAAAAACAUCGAUGCCCCAUCGUCAAGCAUUAUCACUCCUGGGGCGGGCCAGACUUCUCCAAAUGGUCAAAGCGCUAGCACGAAUGCUGCAACCAUUCAAAAUCGUGAGUGCAUCCAGAUUGUUAGCUUUUUCCACCGAAAAACAGCGGAGACAGCAUGCCUCGAAGCACGACUUGCUAAAAAUCAGGUGACACGUGUCUGCGUCAUUCGACCGAAUAGUGUAUUCUACACGCUCUCAGAAAGUCUUAGCCGCAAGCUAUACUGCUGCCUUGCCACGCGUGAUAAUGCAGCUCACGCAGGGAAGCCCAUCUUCACCUGCAGGAAAAGUAUCGUCGAGAUAAUAAACCUCUCGCACGACGGCCAUACGCGCGUUGGCGUGCUCUGCACCGAUGGGAUGCUGCACAUCUUGCUGUUGCUGACGCAUGUCCCACAACAGUGGGACCGCGUCGUCUCAAUCGCCACUGAACUCGACGUGUCCGUCUACCGCGAAGUGGCCUACACGCGCAGCUUUAACUCGCUGUUCUGGCCGUUGCCUAAUGGAGACGAUUAUGCCAUCGUCAUGUACGAUAUUGAAACAAGGCAAGCGAGAACAAUGUUGACGCGCGUGAAAAGCUGCACAUUGCAGGUCAAACAAGACGCCCUAGUUGUGCUCUUUUAUGAUCAUGGCGUAUUGUUCGUUCCGUUCAGCGAGUUAAAUGCCAAGUUCAAUCCAAAGUUGUCCGAAAAGGCACAAAUGAACAAUUCUACUGACGAUUUAAGUUUUCGCUCAAAUCGCACGAGUGAUCCAGGCCUUGGGAGGUCAUGCUCGAUGUUGGAUUUUACCAGCGAAGUCCCUCCCAUCCGCGCUGAUUAUUGGAACCCAAGUACUACCAGCAUCAAACGAGUUCAAGCCGAAGCUUUCGAGCCCUCAAUGAGCGAUCAGCACCUGCGCGGCUAUUGUCUUUCACAUGACCGCACUGUUGUAUUCGCAAUGUACGGAAAUACAGUAUACAGGCUUAGCGGUACUGGAUGUGCACCGCUCGCCAGCAUCGAAGUACCAAUCGAUAUGGACAGCACGUUCAGAGUUAUGUUUCUUGGGCGCAUUACUGUGCUACAGGGCGACACGAUGACGGCGGCGUACCUUAAUUCAAACAAGCCGGCCAAAAUACUACAUAAGAACUAUCGUAGCGCGGGGUUCGGCUUCGUUUGGGAUGAGACCGGCGUGUACCAGAUCCGUAUGUGUAAUCCGGUUGAGAUGCCCGAUGACUUGCAAGCAGACAUAAUGGCCUACAGUACAGCGUAUCGAACAGCGGACACCGUCGGACGCGCAAUAAGCGGCGAACAGCUGACUACUGAAACAUGUGCACCAGGUCCAAUGUUCCAGUUCGACGCCCAGAAGCAUCUGGCUUCACCCGCUCUUCUCAGUAUUGCAGGAGCCUAUACAUCGACAAAUGAAGAUGUAGCCGAGAAGUUCAUGAAAGCUGCUCGAACUGGCUGGCAGCAUAUUGAUGAUUUCAACGGUGGUCGCAGCAAGCUUGGAACCUUUAGGCGAUUAGAUAACAUCCGUAGGAAAUUAAAAGUUGUUCACUAGGUACGACUGUUGAAUCUUACCAGACUGCUGGGCAAGCGUCAUUCGCAGUUUUACGCUCCCACUCAAUGGAUCCAAUGAUUCAAAGAGAAUAAAAUCCGACCUUCAGAGGUUGAUGCGCGCGCAGUAGAGAGACGUCUGAAGACAUCUUCCUCGGUCCUUUUAUAUGGAUGUUCUCUCUUGCGCGGCAAUUGAACAAUAAUUUAAGAAAACUGCUAAAUAUUCCGAAGAUGAACAAAAAGCAAAUACAAAUACAGAAACAUCAAAAACAACAACAGUCAUUCCCGGUUGGGUUUUACCAUGACUAUUUAACAUUAUAACAAAUGUUUUUAUUCAAACACAGUUGGGCAUUGAACCAUAUUUUCAACGGUGAAUAUUUACUCUUUGACGAGGUUUACGGAGUGAUGGGGCAAAAAAAUAGCUUUACACAUCGUUCUGGGGUCUCUAGAGGUAUGAGAUUGACGACGCGAUGGAAAUUGCACCAACUGGCCAACGAGACCGAUAAUUGUUUAGGAUUUAAAUCUGAAAAAAGCUUAAUUUCUGAAAGACUAGGUUGCAUAGAACGGUUGUGAUAAAGUUUGUAAAACCAAGAGCUCUAAGAAAGAAGGAGCGUUUUUGGUUUUUAGGUAUUUUUUUAAAACCCCGAAAAGGACUUAGCCCCGAAUUCAAAUAUCUCUGAAGAGUUCUCGAAUCAAGACAUUGUGAAAUACUCAAUGUACAUAAAUGUAUAUUUUAAUUACGAUUUGUGUACGUGUAUGAUAAACAGAUUUGAGAAAAUAAUGAUCAAUUUUAAAAUAAUAAUAAUAAUCUUAAAAUAAUAAAAACAUUCCUAU